AUGAAUCGUCCGUCUCGCACAGAUGAACCCUAUGAAGGGGAGGGUUACAACCAGAGCCCGAACGCUCUGUCAAAUGAUCUAACUACCAACGAGGACCUCAACGGAAUUGUGAAUGCCAGGGCCCUGGAGCCGGGGGAGGACGACAAGGGGCUCUCGCUCGGGGAUUCGGGGACGGGCGACGGGGAUAUAUCACAGUCUUCCCACACGGACUGGGUCAAAGGCGGCUCCGGUCCUGCGGCUGCGGCCGCGACGGCCAAGUCUGAUGGGCUUGGUCUACCCGAGGGAGAGGAGGUCCACACGACCCCUCUCCCUACUCUUCCCUCACAUCAACUCCCUCUCGGAGAAGGAGGCAACUCGCCCAGGAUUCUUGAGGCCUUAUUCAACCGGGUGAAAAAGGCCGUUGUGAAGUUUGGCUCAUUCAUAGGACCGGGUUUCAUGAUUGCCGUUGCGUAUAUUGACCCGGGAAAUUAUUCCACAGAUGUCGCAGCAGGAGCAAGCUACCGCUUCAGGCUGCUCUUUGUGGUACUCUUGUCCAACCUUUUUGCAAUCUUCCUCCAGAGCCUCUGUAUCAAGCUCGGCACCGUCACUGGGCUCAACCUGGCCGAGGCAUGCCGGGCUUUCCUGCCGCGAUGGAUGAACUUCGUUCUCUACGUGUUUGCAGAGGUUGCCAUCAUUGCAACUGAUAUUGCCGAGGUGAUUGGCUUCGCGAUUGGCCUGAACCUCCUUGUGCCGGCCAUACCUCUCGUGGCAGGAUGCGCAAUCUCAAUCUUGGACGUCAUGAUCAUUCUCAUCUUUUACCGGCCACACGGUUCUAUGAGAGGUUUACGAAUCUUUGAGUACUUCAUCAUUGGCCUGGUGCUGGCAGUGGUCGUUUGCUUCUGUAUCCAGCUCUCACUCAUCAAGGAUACGCCUGUUGGAGAAGUUUUUCAGGGUUAUCUGCCAUCGCAUGCCGUAGUUGAAUCGCAAGGUUUAUAUCAAGCCUGCGGCAUUCUGGGCGCGACAGUCAUGCCGCACAGCCUCUAUCUCGGCUCCGGGAUCGUCCAAGCCCGUCUCCGCGAGUACGACACGAAGCACAACCUUCUGCCUCCGGAAAUGGACGAAAUCGAUCUGAACGGCGACAGCAUCGACAAGGGAUACUACGUACCCUCAGCCAAAGCAAUCAAGCACUCCCUCAAGACCUCGACCGCCGAGCUGAGCAUCUCGCUCUUCACCUUCGCCCUGUUUGUCAACUCGGCCAUCCUCAUCGUCGCGGGCGUUUCGUUGUACGGCAACCCAGAGGCGCCCGACGCGGACAUUUUUAGCAUCCACCAGCUCCUUACGGACUCGAUUUCCAAAGCAGCGGGUACCAUUUUCGCCCUCGCAUUGCUUCUUUCUGGCGUAUCAGCUGGUAUCGUGUGCACAAUCGCCGGGCAGAUGGUCAGCGAGGGAGCCCUGAACUGGAAGGUCCGUCCAUGGCUGCGACGUCUGGCGACGCGGAGUAUCAGCGUCACGCCGAGCAUCAUCAUUGCAGGUGCCGUCGGCCAAAAAGGCGUCAGCGACGCGCUGAAUGCUUCGCAGGUGGUGCUCAGCGUCGUCUUGCCGUUUGUCACGGCGCCGUUGAUCUACUUCACCUGCCGGAACAAGUUCAUGACGGUUCGGGACGGCGGUGCUCGCUUCAGGAUGAGCACCGAUGAGGAAGAGUCAACGCCCGGCGGGGGAGAUGCUGUUGGGACGGUCAAGAUGGCGAAUUCGUGGUACACUGCCGGCCUUGCGGUCUUGGUUUGGGUCAUUAUGGCGGCGAUGAAUGUAGCUAAUCUGGUCCUGCUUGGGAAGGGUGGCUAA
Molecule: messenger RNA, 1821 nt
Organism: Colletotrichum orchidophilum
Lineage: Eukaryota; Fungi; Ascomycota; Sordariomycetes; Glomerellales; Glomerellaceae
Product: metal ion transporter metal ion transporter
Exons: 4
Coding region: 1-1821 (606 amino acids)
Biological process (GO): iron ion transport; intracellular manganese ion homeostasis
Cellular component (GO): membrane
Molecular function (GO): cadmium ion transmembrane transporter activity; manganese ion transmembrane transporter activity
Source: RefSeq, a predicted model, not a curated record